CUCGUCUUUAUUGCUCUCUCUUAUUCCCUACCACCACUACCACGCUCAACAUGCCCGCACGUAUGCCCAGAGUCUAUCUCAUCCGCCACGGCGAGACUGAAUGGUCUUUGAAUGGCAGACACACUGGUGUGACUGAUAUCCCCCUGACUGCCAAAGGCGAGCAGAUGGUCCUCGAUAUGAGCCCCCGCAUGAUCGGUCCUGGUAAGCUGAUCCAGCCCGAGUAUGUCCGCAACAUCAUCAUCUCCCCCCGCGCACGCGCAGCCCGAACCGCUGAGCUUCUCUUUGGCGAGCACAAACCGCCCAAAGCAAAUAUCACAACCGACGCCGAAGUCUCUGAAUGGGACUAUGGAGCAUACGAGGGCCUGCUCUCUUCAGAAAUCGCGGCGCAUAGGCCGGGGUGGAGUAUAUGGAACGACGGUUGUCCGGCCGGUGAGACGCCGGGAGAGAGUCCUCAGGAAAUUAGCGAUAGGGUGGACCGGGUCAUUGCGAGGGUCAGGGCUAUCCACAGUGCUUACAAGGACGAUGCCCUGGGCUCUGACGACGCCAAUUGCGCAGACGUCCUCAUCUUUUCUCAUGGCCACUUUUCGCGAUGCUUUAUUGCAAGGUGGUGUGAUCUACCUGUGCAAACGGGAUAUCAUCUCUGUGCCGAGCCUGGAGGUCUUGCUGUCCUCGGAUAUCAGCACCGGUCUUUGAAUGAGCCUUCCUUGCUCGGUUUGAACUGGUACACCGAAGACGCGCUCGCGAAGCGUUAAUGCUCUUUUGGUUGUUCAGUGAUCACUAUGUCCAUAUGUAACUACACGUAGAGAUAAAGGCUGAGAAUAUAUUUAUGCUAGUAGAUUUCAGCCCCCAUGCAGAUAAAUAUCUGUAAUAAGCCAGCAGCAUGCAGUGACUCCAUCGCAAUCCAAGAAA
This is a messenger RNA of Cryptococcus amylolentus CBS 6039, 909 nucleotides long. RefSeq lists its product as hypothetical. The record is from RefSeq and is a predicted model, not a curated record. Gene Ontology annotation, biological process: ribose phosphate biosynthetic process. The coding region runs from base 51 to 752 and encodes 233 amino acids. The transcript is spliced from 8 exons. NCBI's taxonomy places the organism in Eukaryota, Fungi, Basidiomycota, Tremellomycetes, Tremellales, Cryptococcaceae. Gene Ontology annotation, molecular function: sedoheptulose-bisphosphatase activity.